This is a messenger RNA of Capsicum annuum, 1332 nucleotides long. Its product is annotated as ATP-dependent Clp protease proteolytic subunit 3, chloroplastic. Gene Ontology annotation, molecular function: ATP-dependent peptidase activity; serine-type endopeptidase activity; ATPase binding. Gene Ontology annotation, cellular component: endopeptidase Clp complex. NCBI's taxonomy places the organism in Eukaryota, Viridiplantae, Streptophyta, Magnoliopsida, Solanales, Solanaceae. The transcript has 5 exons. The record is from RefSeq and is a predicted model, not a curated record. Bases 205 to 1140 code for a protein of 311 amino acids. Gene Ontology annotation, biological process: protein quality control for misfolded or incompletely synthesized proteins.
AUGAUUUAUUUUAGUAUCAAUUUAUAAAAUAUUUUUAUAUAUACUUGACCAUAAAUAUGUCAAUUAUAUUAAAUUUUUUAUUUUUUCACCGAGUAAUAUCAGUUUGGGAGCUUGUUAGCCAAAACCCCUAAUAGCAGAAACAUAGAAAGAAGUAAAAGUAAAGCCAAACAAGAAAGCUCAGAGUGUUGGGAGAUAAACUGAUAGAUGGAGGGAGGUUGUUUAACAUUCAGCACAGCAAGACCUUCAACAACAUGCCUUCAUUACAAUUCUUCUACUUUUUCCAAACAAUUUAACACCAAUUCCCUACCUAUUACACCAAGAAGAAGAGGAUUAUCAGUAAAAGCAUCCACCCACAACUUUUCAACAGGGAGGUCGACAUUAUCGAGCAACUGGGAUGUUUCCAGUUACUCAAAAGCCCCUUCUUGGAUGCCCAGAUUUGAAGAACUUGAUACCACCAAUAUGCUUCUUCGUCAAAGGAUUGUCUUCUUGGGUUCUCAGGUAGAUGAUAUGACUGCAGAUUUUAUUAUAAGCCAGCUAUUAAUUCUUGAUGCAGAAGAUCAGAAAAAGGACAUCACAUUGAUCAUUAAUUCACCUGGUGGUUCAGUAACUGCUGGGAUGGGAAUCUAUGAUGCCAUGAAAAUGUGCAAGGCUGAUGUUUCUACUAUCUGCAUGGGACUGGCUGCAUCCAUGGGCGCGUUUCUCUUAGCCUCUGGCAGCAAAGGAAAGCGGUACUGCAUGCCUAAUGCUAAAGUGAUGAUCCAUCAACCGCUUGGAACUGCUGGUGGUAAAGCAACAGAGAUGAGUAUAACGAUUAGAGAAAUGGGGUACCACAAGAUGAAGCUUAACAAAAUAUUAUCCAGAGUUACUGGCCAGCCUUUAGAUAAGGUUGAAUUGGAUACUGAUCGUGAUAAUUUCAUGAAUGCUUGGGAGGCUAAGGAAUAUGGAUUGGUUGAUGCUGUUAUAGAUGAUGGCAAACCAGGACUGGUAGCACCCAUUGCAGAUGGCACGCCUCCACCGAAAACACGAGUUUGGGAUCAAUGGAAGAUCGACGGGACCAAGAAGGCGAAGAAAAAUUUGCCUUCUGAAGAAAGGUUAUUGCAAAAUGAUGAGCAGAAAGAUGCAGCUCCCAGUCCUCUAUAGUGUAUUGUGGUACAUGUGAGACUUGAACAGACGUACUAGUCAGUAUUGAAUUUGAGAUAUCGUCUUGAGGAUCCAUUGUAGAUUGUUAAUUUUUAUAUUAUGCUCGAAGUCAGUUGAGCCUUCUGUUGUACCAAUAUCUAAUAUUGGUAUUUAAAUUGGUCUUCAUCAUAAAAGAAAACAUUUGAAUUGGUA